AUGACAUUCGCAAAAUAUACAAUAGUUAUGUCAGUAUGUCUGUCUUCAACAAUUAAGUACCAACUAACAUGUUGCCCAACGAUUCACGAUGUUCCAUCGGAAAUCGAUGGUGCAACAUUCUUCGCUGUAUCAGAUACUUGUUUGCUUCUAAUCAAUAAUAGUGUUGAUCGUCUUCUCCUAUUCGACCUUUCAUUAUCCUCAUUGAAAACUCACGACAUCGACUGGCCAAGUGACACUCACGGAGCUAUUCGAGAUAUUUGUUGGGCAAAACAUAUCAAUUCAUUUUUAAUCCUAGGUGAAAAUGCUCUUUGUUCAUAUUCACCCAUCUCAAAACAACUAGUAAUUCAAUUACAAACGCCCUCAUCUAAUGAUCAGUUUUGGUCAUUGACCGUUCUUGGAUGUGAUGCUUUUGUUUUACAUCGAUGUGAUACUCUUUAUCGGUAUUGUUUACCAUCGUGGAUACUGACACGCACGUGGUCACGUGCAGAUUUAAUAUCUUCCGCUGAUCAAGAUCAGUACAUUGGACAAAUUCGUGCGCAUUCAUCGGCGGGCACAAUAGCAUUGUUAAUUCGGUUGAAACGAAAUCGUCAGUGGCGAAUUGAUCUGUUUGAUCGAACAAUGCGAAAACUGUUUUCCGGAGAAAUUAUUCGAAUGGCUUCAGCUUAUCCAAAACUACAACUUCAACCGUCUUGUGGACAGUAUGCACAAUGGACAUUAACGAAUGAAAAAUAUAUUUGGUCACUCAAUUCUAAAGCUCAUUUUCUAGAACGAUACACUAGAUAA
Messenger RNA from Adineta ricciae, 783 nucleotides. The record is from the annotation of a GenBank genome assembly. Lineage: Eukaryota; Metazoa; Rotifera; Eurotatoria; Adinetida; Adinetidae.